UUUCUUUCCCCUUUUUUUUCGUUGAUUGACGACAGCAAAAAGGAAGGAGAACACAAAUUUUUCGUUUGGCGAGCGUUUAAAUUUUCAUUAUUAUUAUCAGCAGGAUCAUACUUGUUGAUAAGAUUGGACUUUGUUUUACAGACUACGAUUGUGUUAUUCUUGUGAAGUUCAUCCAAUAUGGACACGGCGCGCACUCGGGGAGAUGGAAUGGAAAAUGAAGCACUAGCUGUUGCAACGUCGUCAUCUAUCCAUCAGCAGCAAACGUCUUCCGAUCCUCAAGGUAUUCUUGGCCACAGCGAGUUGAAAUUACCCACUGACCUCGAACUGCAACGACUGCUACCUCAUUCCGGUCCGAAUCCGAUUUACCGUCCCACGGAACUGGUGGCAGUGGGAAACGCCUCGCUUCCGCCGACUGUACCGAAGGGGAAAAUAUUUAAUCUAGUUCCUAAGCUGGUGCCCCGGAGUAGAACCACCACUGGUAGCAGUCUACGAAGCCGGGAACCGAAAUUCGUGCCAUUUGAGCCAUACAAGGGGGCAGUCAAUCCCAUAAUGCCAUUCAAGAAUAACGAAAACCGAGUCAAGAUUAGCGAUAGGAACAAUCUGGAUUUGAGCGUGCUUGUGUCGCAAAUGUCCACCAUCACGAGCAAGGAACUCAAAGGAAUGGGAGAGGACAAGCAGGAAUUCAACGCGGAAAAGCAAAAGUACGAGAAACAAAUCGAGGAGUUGAAAAAGGAAAGAGAUUACUAUCAGAGUCAGCUCAAAUUCCAAGCACAAGUUAACUCGGAAUUAAAGAAUCUGCUGGUGGCCGCCGUUGGGGAAGAUCUGCAGACCAAGGUGAACGUACUGACCGAAGAUAAACUGCAUUUGGCGCGAAAGCUGCUGAACUCAGCGGAAAAUUUGUCUUCCCACACCGAACAGAUCGAGUUUCUCGCGGGGCAAAGCGAAGUAUGGCGCAGCAAGUUCCUGGCCAGCAGCCUAAUGGUGGAGGAACUUGCCCGCUGGAAGACCAGUCUGCUGCAGAAGAAUCGCAUGCUCCUCGCUUCGAACAAGGAAAUGCUCGAAACCACUUCUAAGCUGCGUGAAAUGCAGCUCGAUGUUCUGCGAAAUCUCAAAUUCCUGUCCAACCGAAAGGACAUAUCGCUGCAGUCGGCCAACGUGUUGGAUCUGACGGCCGAGAGUGUCAACAUUUCCGAGCAGUUGGUCCUCGCCCACUCGGCACUGGGAAUGCCGGACUCGUUGGAUCUGGCUGGACUGGACACGACCUGCCCUGCCGAAAAGCUAGCAGUUCAAGCCCUGCAGCACUCGAACGAACCGCUCAUGAAUACUGAUGAAGCAUUUAGGGCUAUCGUUGGGCAGGCAUUUCCAUCGAUUAACACCAUGAAGCACCACCAGAUGAUGAACGAUCCCCAGGCUGCAGACUUUGUCAUGGUGGAGAACUCAGACGGUGUGAUGCCACCAGCUCCACACGUGGGACAAUAGCGUCAGCAAUAGAAUACAGAGGUAGGUGAGGUUUUUUUUGUAGUUCAUUUCGAACGAUUGAGGGAUACGAGAAGCAUUUUUGAGGAAGCAAUCAAAAUCCACUGCUUUUAUUGCAUAUGAACUUCGAUGCAAUCAAUUUUAAACGUAAUUUAGUUAUUAAAUUUUUCAAACAAGUUUUAUCAUAUAAACUACGCCAAAUUUA
Aedes aegypti (yellow fever mosquito) is the source of this 1681-nucleotide messenger RNA. RefSeq lists its product as uncharacterized. Gene Ontology annotation, biological process: Golgi organization; Golgi to plasma membrane protein transport. The coding region runs from base 178 to 1479 and encodes 433 amino acids. The transcript is spliced from 2 exons. The record is from RefSeq and is a predicted model, not a curated record. NCBI's taxonomy places the organism in Eukaryota, Metazoa, Arthropoda, Insecta, Diptera, Culicidae. Gene Ontology annotation, cellular component: Golgi membrane.